Messenger RNA from Pseudonaja textilis, 1563 nucleotides. It is a transcript of the gene FSD1, whose product is annotated as fibronectin type III and SPRY domain containing 1. Gene Ontology annotation, molecular function: microtubule binding. Gene Ontology annotation, biological process: regulation of mitotic spindle organization; regulation of cell division. Gene Ontology annotation, cellular component: microtubule. NCBI's taxonomy places the organism in Eukaryota, Metazoa, Chordata, Lepidosauria, Squamata, Elapidae. The record is from RefSeq and is a predicted model, not a curated record.
AUGGAAGACCAGAAGGAUGACCUGAGGAAGAUCGUCACAACCCUUGCGGUAAAGAACGAAGAGAUCCAAAAUUUCAUCUAUUUGCUCAAGCAGAUGCUUCAAAAUGUGGAGAGUAAUUCGAAUCGGGUUCAAGAGGACUUGGAAGCCGAGUUCCAAUCUCUGUACCUCCUGCUGGAUGAGCUCAAGGAAGGCAUGUUGAUGAAGAUCAAGCAAGAUCGAGCCAGCCGCACUUACGAGCUGCAGAACCAGCUGGCGGCAUGCACAAAAGCCUUGGAAAGCUCAGAGGAACUUUUAGAAACUGCCAACCAGACCCUCCAAGGGGCCGAGAAUCAUGAUUUCUACCAGGCUGCUAAACAGAUCAAAGACAGUGUGACGAUGGCUCCGGCCUUCCGCCUCUCUCUCAAGGCCAAAGUAACCGACAACAUGAGCCAUUUAAUGGUGGAUUUUGCCCAGGAACGCCAAAUGCUACAGACUCUCAAAUUCCUGCCAGUUCCCAGCGCGCCCGAGAUAGACGUGGCUGAAUCGUUGGUGGCCGACAACUGCGUAACGCUCGUUUGGAAAAUGCCGGAAGAAGAUAGCAAGAUUGACCAUUACGUGAUGGAAUAUCGCAAGACCAACUUCGAAGGGCCUCCUCGGGUCAAGGAAGACCAUCCUUGGAUGGUUAUUGAAGGGAUCAAACAAACUGAGUAUACAUUGUCUGGGCUUAAAUUUGAUAUGAAGUACAUGAAUUUUCGGGUCAAAGCUUGCAACAAAGCCGUUGCAGGAGAGUUUUCGGAGUCAGUCACUUUGGAAACAAGAGCCUUCAUGUUCCGCCUGGAUGGCAGCACCAGCCACCUGAAUCUCAAGGUGGAAGACCUGAGUGUGGAAUGGGACGCCAUGGGCGGGAAGGUGCAAGACAUGAAAGCGCGAGAAAAGGACGGGAAGGGCCGAACUGCCUCCCCGGUUAAUUCUCCAGCCAGGUGCGUCCAGUCUCCAAAAAGGAUGCCAACAGGCCGCGGAGGGAGAGACCGAUUCACCGCCGAAUCCUACACGGUGUUAGGUGACACCUUGAUUGACAGUGGUGACCACUACUGGGAGGUACGCUAUGAUCGAGACAGCAAGGCCUUUGCGGUGGGCGUGGCUUAUCGGACUUUGGGCAAAUUUGACCAGCUGGGCAAAACUUCUUCUUCUUGGUGCCUUCAUCUGAACAACUGGCUACAGGUCAGCUUCACAGCCAAACACAACAACAAAGCCAAAAUCUUGGACAUCCCAGUUCCGGAUAUUCUAGGCGUCUAUUGCAAUUUCCACGAAGGAUUUCUCUCUUUCUACAACGCCAAAACCAAACAGUUGCUGCACACGUUUCGGGCCAAAUUUACCCAACCGGUUCUCCCGGCCUUUAUGGUGUGGUGUGGCAGCUUCCACGUCUACUCCGGUUUGCAAGUUCCCAGCGCCGUCAAAUGCCUUCAGAGGCGCAACAGCGCAACAAGCAGUUCCACCACCAGUCUCACUUAAUGACACCCAUCACAUUCCUCCUCUCCAAGACGGAGAGACGGUCCAUUCACGGUCACAGGCCCCACUGUAUUU